Schistosoma rodhaini is the source of this 8531-nucleotide messenger RNA. The record is from the annotation of a GenBank genome assembly. NCBI's taxonomy places the organism in Eukaryota, Metazoa, Platyhelminthes, Trematoda, Strigeidida, Schistosomatidae.
AUGACGGAAGCAGUAGUGUUAACAACUGUAUCAACCGUGGAAUCAGCAACAAAUGCAACACAAAUAUCUUUGCUUCUGAGCGCUAAAACAAAUACUCUUUCAAAUACUUCAUCUGUUGAUCCUAUGCUAGCGACUACAUCUAGUCCUACUACUACUGAUAUUAAUACAACUACCAUUAGUCCCACCGUUGUUGCUACAACAACUACUACUGUUAGUCCUACUACUUCUACUACUAAUACUUCGACUACAACCAUCAUUAUAGUGACGACAAAGAAUACUACCACUACUAAUACUACUUCUAACACCAAUGCACUUCUUACUGUGAUCAAUACCACUGUUAGUCCUACUGUUACUACUACUACUACCGCCACCACCUCGGCGAUAAGAAAUACUACCAUUACUAAUACUAAUUCCACGACUAACACAACUAUUAUUAAUCCUACCUCUAACGUGACUACUACCACUACUAUUCCUGCCAAUACCACCAUGGUAACUACUACUAUAACUCCUCAAACUACUAUUACUAGUACUGCAGCGACGACAAGUAAUACAACUAUUACUACUACUACUAAAGCUACAACUAUCAAUCCAACUACUAGUACUACUACUGCUGUUACUACCACUACUAGCUUGAAGGGAACGAAUACUGCAACCACCAAUACUACUUCCACGACUAACACAACUAAUAUUAGUCCUACUAUUACUACUGCGACUACUACCACUACUGUCAAACCUACUACAAAUACUAUUAUUUCCAAUACUUCUAGCGGUAUUACCUAUACGAAUAAGUCUACCACCAACACUACCAGUUGGACCACCAUCAGCAAUACAACAAAUACAAUCACUACUACUAACACCACCAGUCCGAUAACCACCAACAGUACCACAAAUGCAACCACCACUUCUAACACCAAAAAUUCUACCACCACUAUCAGUCCCAUCACAACCGUCAUUGGAAUCAUGUCCCUUGUUAUUAAGUUACCAUCUUUUGAAGAUGAUACAGGUCCAAAACCAAUUCAACUUCCAGUUCCAAAAUAUGAACUGCCUAAUGAAGACUUAGUAGAUGUUCGAUAUGAAAACACUGCAAACCACUAUUGGUCAUUUAAAAGAGUGCUUGGGAAAUCAUUUAUCUUUGAUCGUGCUCCAGACCGUAAUAUACUGACGCGAUCGAUAUACGAUAGAUUAUCGUUUUUCGACAGUAAACUAAGUACCGCAGGUCCAAUUUACAAUGACUUAAAUAACAUGCAGAAAACUUUAUUUAAAUCCUUAAAUGGAACCCUGCCAGAAGGAAGAUUAACUAGUCCCGGCAUUCAUAAAACUCAAGAUAGUAUAUACAUUAAUUCAAAUGAGAAUGAAAGUUGUAUUUGCUUGCUGGAUGACAUUACACGUGAACGAUAUUACUUUAAACAAUGUUUAUUGGAUAUUAAUGAAUGUGAUUAUGGGUUGAGUUUGUCCGUUUGGCUUCAAUUCACCACCGAAACAUUCAGUCCAAAAGAAGUCCUUAUAUCAACAGCUCCAGGAAAAGGAAAAGGCUUUUCUCUUUCAAUUAACAACGGGAUGUUGCAAUUUGAAUUGAGGACAGCAGAUACCCUGUGGAAAGUUAGCAGUCCAAUUACAAAGACACUGAAUCAAUGGAUAAAUAUUGGUGUUGCAUGGGGCAAAAGUGCACAAAAUAUAAAACUGGUAAUAAAUGGUAAGAUAGUUGCUGUGAAAAAUAAUUAUCAAGGUGUUCAAUAUUUGGGUAGUAAUUCAACACCAACAUCAAUUUGGGUCGGUUGUGAUAGAGGAUUUGAUGGAGAGGAAAUUGCCUCCUCUGUUAAUCCAGGAAUCAGAGUAGUAACAGUUGCCUUAUGGUAUUGGCCCAUCCAAUUAAAUGAAUUGUUUAGUGGAGGCUUAGAGCAUUAUUUGUUAACAGAAAAAGUCUCAAAACCAUUAGUUCCUCAACCAGUUAAAAUCACAAAUUAUGCAGACUAUACAAAUGAAGUUGAAGAACUUAUACCGGACGAACAAAUUAGUGAAAGUUUAAAUCCAAUUUAUUUAAUGGCAGAUUAUUACAAUCCUUUAUUGGUUUUACCAUUAAAUUAUAUAAAAAAUGAUAUUGAAUUGGUAGCUGACCGUUCUGGACUGAAAACCGCUUAUCAAUUAACAUCAAAUAGAAGUUGUUUUGAAAUGAAACUCUUUAAUGUGAAAACUUGUCCUGGUAAUAUAAGUCUCUGCGUUCAGGGUUUAUCUAUGGGUGUAUGGUUAAAAAUACCGGAUAUUUUAAGUACUACAGUUGGUAUAUUAGAUAUUUUAGAAUUAGUCAAUGGUACCACUGUGUCAGUUUAUAACAAUUAUAUCAAUAUUUUCAUUAACUCAACUAAGGGUAUAGUUGUUUUUCGUGUAUACAGUGUGGUACCGAAAGAUAUCUGGUUCAAUAUUGGUAUCAGUUUAUCAAAUUUUAUAGACCCUACUGUAGCUGUAUAUUUUAAUGGUAUUCCGAUGCCUGUUGAACAAGUUUCGCCACCAACAAGAACCCCACUGCAAAGAACUGAUCGUUGUUUAAAUGGACUAAUUCUGGGCAGCUCGAAAAUUGGACAAAGUGCUGCUGGGAUUACUUACAACGAUUUUAUUCUAUGGUAUAGAUGGUUGUAUUCGUUUGAAUCACAUGUUUUUGUGGGUUAUACAAGAGCACAACAAGCAAAUCUUCAUAAUGCCAGCUAUUAUUGGACACCUGAUCCUUAUAUAGCUUAUGAUAGUAAUGUACAAAUACAAGUUAGACAGAAAUAUAAAUAUUUACAACCACAAAAUGAUUAUUCAUUAACAAGUAUACCUGGUUAUUCACUGGCAUCAAUUUAUCAUCCAAAAUUUGUCACAUUUCAUUUCAGUCAAGAUGAUUAUGAGAAUAAAUCAAAAGUGCCUAUAUUCGAAAUGAAACCAAAACAAUAUAUGAUGUUAGGACAGCGUAAGUCUUCUGAGGUGAUAUCAACCAAUUUAAUAUGGACUGGGAAAUGUUUAAUAGAGCCAAGUUUAUCUGCUUGUAAUGCACAUGGAUUCUCAAUAUCAAUAUGGAUCAAGUUAUUAACUGUUAGCCAGAAUCGUUUAAGAUUUUACUUAAAUUCUGGUGACGGAGGAACGAGUUUAUCAGCAAUGAGUUAUUAUCGAGGAAUAUCAAUAUUUACUGAUACAUCAUUAAUCGGUGUCUCAAUUUCACAGUUAUCAUUGACAUGGCAAUUAGUACUUGAUUCGAGUAGUUAUAAAAUUGGCCAAUGGAUCAACAUUGGUAUACUAUGGCGUGGAGAUGUCGGGUUAACUCUGUUACUUGAUGGUGUCAAUUAUGGAAGUGUACUUUCAAACGGUCAGAAGGUUUAUAAACCACGUGAAUCACCACCAUAUCUUGUACUUGGACGUUAUGAUACAGAUCAUCAAACAACAUGGUUAUCACCUUCUGAUGCAGAUUAUGCAGCUAAACAAAACAGUGGAAAUGAACCUCAAUGGGAAAUGAGUCACUAUGCAUUAGGUGAUAUAGCCUAUUUCAAUAGACUGUUAAGUCAUAAAGAAUAUAAUGAACAGAUUGGUUUAUUAGGUAAUCCCUAUCUACGUAAUAUACUUGGUCAUGUUUGGUUUGGUAGAAAUAUGAUUAGUCCACCUAUAUCUCAAAUUAUGGAAGCUGUCUCGAGAAAUAUUUCAAAACCUGGACCGAUUCUUAAUGGUACGGUAUCAAGUUCAGUACUACUUUUACGAAAUCCUGAAGCAAUACAACUAUCAGUGGGUGGUUCUCUACGUCUAGGCACAUUUAAAGGUUUAAGUAUUGGUGGUUGGUAUCGUUUUGGUGGAUAUUUAAUAAAACCAACUGACUUACAAAUUGAACCAAUUAUAUUAUUUACUGGAUUUGGUGGAAAUUAUGGUUUAACUAUAUCAUAUAAUGGUGCAUUAUUAGGUGGUUGGUUACAAUAUAAUAUUAUAAAAAAUAAUAUAAUUAUACAAAAUUAUUGGUUAUGUAUUGCUGAUAAUUUAAAAAUUGGUUUAAAUCAAUAUAAUAUGCAAUGGAUACAUUUUAGUUUCAUAUGGGGUAUCAAUAAAAUCAAUAAUAAUAAUAAUAAUAAUGAUAAUGUAUUACAAUUAUUAAUUAAUGGAUUAAUCAUAAUAGAAUGUAAUAAAAAUAUACCAAUUAAUAAUCCAUUAUAUCAAAAAUGGAUUAAUAAAGCAAUUAAUAAAUCAAUAAAUUUAUUUAAUGAAACUAAUACAAAUAAACAAUCAUUUUUAUUAAUUAGUUCAAAAACUUUAGAUCCAAUACAACAAAUUCAAUUUUCAAUUUCAUUAUUAUCAUUACAAUCAAAAUAUUUAACAUUAAAUAAUUUAAUGAAUUUAAUUGGUAUUGAAUAUUAUGAAAUUAUUGAUUUAUUAUAUUCAACAUUUUAUUGGAAAAUAUCUGGUUUAUAUAAUCAAUUAACAACUAAUCGUAUACAAAGUAGUAAUGCAUAUUAUGGACAUGAUCAAUAUAAUAAUCCAAAUAGUGCAUUAUGUACUGAAGGUAAUAAUUUAUCAUAUAUUAUAUUUAAUGGGGAUAAAAUUAAUCACUAUGGUGAUAUGACUAAUUUAUAUGAAUCAUGUUUAUAUGAUCCAUCUAUAUGUAAACGUUAUAGUUUAAGUUUAAGAUUUAUUAUAAUGAAAUUACCAAAUGAAUUAAAUGGAUAUUAUGAAAUUCUACGUACAAUACCAAUAAAUAAUGGAAUAAAAACAAUUGGAUUACGUAUAUAUUUAUCAUUAGAUCAAAAUGAUAUCAUCAUUGAAAUACGUAGUCAAUAUUUAACAUAUAAAUAUACAAUCAAACUUGAUUUAAUACAACAACCUGGAAAAUGGAUUAAUAUGCAAAUAUUUUAUUAUCAAGAUCAUCCAUUAACAAUAAGUAUUGAUGGUAAUACAAAUUUAUCGAAUGAAAAUGGUACAAUUAUCAAUGAAAUUAAUAGUAAAUUAUCAACUGAUGAAAGAUUAAAACAAAAUGUAAUCAUUGGACGAGGUUUAAAAAUGUGUAUAAGUUCUAUGACAUUAUAUGAUAUAUCAAAUGAAAAUGAUUUUGAUUUAUUGGUUAAUACAGUUAAUUCACAAAUAUGUUAUACAAAUAUGGAUAUGUUUGAAGAAUUAAAAGGGUCAAUGAAUGAUUAUAAAAAUCGUACAAAUUAUGCAUCUAGAUUAGAAAAUUUUAUUAGACCAUUAUUAUUUUCAUCAAUAUCAUGUAUUCAGAAUCCAGAUAUAUGUAGUAAUAAUGGUAUGACUAUGUCAAUGUGGAUAAUAAUUAAUGGAUUUGUGAAUGAAGAAGGAAAAAAUCUUGAUGUGAAGAAUAAUGAAAACCUGACUGCAAUAAUUUUGUCUACUGGUCCACUAGAUAAUUCUGGAAUUUUAAUUCAAGUUAGCGUUGAUUCAAACAAUGCAUUGGAAUUAGGUCAGUGGACAAAUAUAGCAUUUAGUUGGUUUAGUCAACCCGAAGAGAACAGUGGUUCACUUGAGAUUUACAUAAAUGGUUUACGUAAACAAUCUUCAACAAUACCAACUUCUAUGUUGAAUAUGAAUACAGAGUUAAAUGAUACUUCCAAAGUAUUCAUUGGUUCUGCAUAUUACAACGUGAACAUAAAUACAACUAGUUCAGUCAAUAAAGUAUUUGCCACCGGAGGUAUUGCAAAUUUAGCGUAUUGGGAAAGCAAAGAUGUUAUCAGUUGUUCAAAGCCUAGAAAAACAAAAAAGUUCUUACUCGGAGAUUGUGAAAGUGAUACUGACGUACCAGAAACAGUUACAUGUAUUAUGAUGCAAGGUUGUAGACAAGUCGAUGGUUUGGUGUGCAUGGAUCGAACAUUGCCAAAUCUUAUUCAAAUGGCAAGUCAAGCAAAUAAACUUAUUUAUCCAUCAGAUUUUAUAAAAGUUUUACAAAUUAGUGUAGAACUUUUACAAAUUUACAAACAACAUCAAACUACUACUACUACUAAUGAUAAUAAUAAUGAUAUAUCAUUUGGCUUAAAUAUUAUAUCUUCUACAAUGAAUAUAAUACAUUCAUGGUAUAAAAUAAUUGAAUCAUUUACAAAUAUUAAUGAUCAAUUAAUUAUUAAUGAAAUUAUUUUAUUAAAACAAAAUAUUCAUUAUUUAAUUACAAAUUUAAUUAAUUUAUUAUUAUCAACAAAAUUUAAAUUAAUUUGGUUACAAUUAAUAAAUGAUCAUUAUAUUAAAUAUAAUAAAUUAUUAUCUGAAUUAAAUUAUAUAUUUUUAUUUAUUUCAAAAAUAAAUAAUAAUCAAUAUAAUCAAUUAAAUUCAUAUUAUAUAAUUAAUAAAUUAAAAUAUAUAAAUGUCAUUAGUUAUUCAUUAGAUUUUAAUUUAAUCAAUAAUAAUAAUAAUAAUAAUAAUAAUAAUAGUAAUGAUAAUACUAAUAAUACUAAUACUACUACUACUACUAAUAAUAAUAAUAAUAAUUGUCUAAUCGAUAAUAAGAAUCCUAUAACAUUGAAUAUAUCAUAUCCAACCAAUACAGGUAAUGAAAUGUAUCAUUCUCAAUUUCAAAUUAAAACAAAUGAUCAACAAAAUAUACAAUUAAAUGGUGCUUUAACAAUUUUAUCUAUUUUAAAUAAUAAUAAUAACUAUACUACUGAAAACUUAAAAAUUAUUGAUAUACCAUUAGAUAAAUUUAGUAGUAAUGUUACACAUUAUCAACAGAAUUAUAUUGAUAAUGAACAGAAAGAUUCAUAUACUACUACUACUACUACUAUUACUACUACUUCACAAUUAGAGAUACCACUUGUAUUUCUUAUUGCAAGUCCAUUAUAUUCUGUUGAAUUUUAUACAGAAAAUCAUUCAUAUACAACAAUUCAAAUUAAUUAUACAAUACCAUUAUUACGUUUAAAUAAAUAUUCUAGUGUUUAUUAUUAUGAAACAACUUGGCGUAUGAAAUGGAUGGCAUAUAAUGCUGAAAAAUAUAAUCAAGGAUUAUUAGCCAAUGAAAUACGUUGUGUAUAUUGGGAUGAUCAAUUAGAUACAAAUGGUGCAUGGAAUACAAAUGGUUGUCAAAUUAUUAAAUCAACUAAAACACAUGUGCAAUGUUCAUGUAAUCAUUUAAGUUUAUUUGCUGUAGCAAUGGAAUCAGAAGAUGCACCAUAUAGAAGUGUACCAAUAUGGAAAGCAUGGGGUACAAAGUCAGAAUCAGAAUGUACCAUGUUAAUGAAUAUUAUUAUUUUUGGAGGGAAUGGUCUAUCGUUAACAUGUUCAUUAAUAUUUAUUCUUACUUUGAUCAUUGUAUGGAAGAAGGCUAGUAUACCCGAUGUUUGUUUAACACGUAUGGGUUUAUGUCUGUGUCAAAUAGGAUUUCAUGCUACUUUAUUAAUUGAACCAUUAAUGAACCAAUAUCAGAUACCAUGUCAAGCUAUUGGUGUAUCAUUAAAUCUAUUUGCUAUACUUGUAUCAAGUUGGCUUUCAAAUGAAGCAAUAAGUCUGUUCAAAAGUUUUGUAUUAGGUCAAUUAAAAUUAACUUAUUGUUGGACAUGGAUUACAGGCAUUGUUAUACCAGUUUCGUUAGUUUUAAUACCGGCAGUUGUAUCGAAGUUAAACUCACAAGGUGGUGAUUUACUAUGUUUACCAGCACAUGAAUCGUUAGAAUUUUGGAUUAUGUUCGGUUCCAUAUUUGCUUAUACAAUUAUUAAUGUAAUGGUAUGUUUCACGUUAACUUGCAACAUAGAAACACCAGCAUUUUUAUCGCCAAAGAUACUUGAUAGACUACUGUAAGUUUCCGUUAAUCAAUAUUUAUUUUUAUGAUAUAUUGAUUUAUUAGUUGUUAAACUAUAAUCAUUUUUUAUUGAAGUGUAGGAGAUGGUUUGUAUAAUUAUUAUUAUAUCAGUGAGGAAUAAUAUAAUAAAUAAUCUUUACAGUUUUUUUUCUUUUUACAUAACGAAAGUACAUUAGUUAAGCCUAGUAAAAGCUUACAGUUCUUUCAUAAAUUCAGACUGAACUAAUUACAUCCAGUUUAUUUAAAACAGUCGAGUUCUAAGGUAACAACUUAGUAUGACGAAACUGUACUAUUCAAAAUUAGGAAGACCAGGUUAAGAAAAUACUUCAGUGGACCAACAUGAACCAUUAUAGUCACAUAAAAGCACACGUGUGAAGAAACUGAAUUCAUUAUUAUUGUACUAUAUCAUAACUUGGAGUCUACUUUUUGUUGUAAUACAAUUUGCAAUACCGUAUGUAGUUUUUGUUGCAUUUGCCCUUGUUUCUUUACAGGGAACAUGGAGUUUUGUCAUUUAUGGUUUAGAAGAUAGAGAAUUGUUUAAAGCUUGUUUACGAAAUACACAGAAACAACGACGAAGUGACAAUAUUUUAGAAACUAAUAAACUAUCAACAGAUCCUGUCAUAAAGAAUACGGAAAAAGAUGAAUUACACAUAACUGAUCAAUCUGGUCAUCACUAUAACAGUACUGCUAUGAGUCAACAACAUCAAGACACUAGAAACGAUACACAAAUUCUUCAAAGAAAUAAAAGCAAUAAGAAGGAUAAUGAAUAAAUGUCAAUUCUAAUCGACCC